CUGAAUAAUAUUCCCUGGAAUAUAACAAACAAAACAUUGUAUUUUAUUGCAUUUCUUAAAUGGAUGUUAUAUCAAAAUUAUUAAUAAAGUUUUGUCCUUCUAGAUUAUUAAAUGCCUGCUGACAGCACGGUUUAUCUAUGCAGUUACUCAGAACUAUACUCAAACUGUGAUCGCUCAGGUCAAUAAUAAAUAAUUAAUUUCCAUAGAGCUGUAUUUAUUUAGAUGUUUAUUAGCAAAAUAAUGGUUAUAUAGUAAAUGUUAAUACAAUUUAGGGUGUUUUAAACAAUUAAUCUUGUUAAAAGUUACAUGCAGUGGCCGUGCUGGAGCAUUUCCUUAGCAUCAACCACAUCAACCCGCUGAGUGAACACGAACAGCAAUAUGAAAGCGGCUUCACGAGACUAAUGAUGGAGCAAAUUUACAACAGAGAGAGAAUUAAAUUCAGCGCUUUUAUUUACAACAUGCGCUCAUUCAUGACUGUAUUAAUUGAUUCAUGCAAAGUUACAUCUUUAUUGGGAGAGGCCUUGAUGGUUUAUUUAACAUGACUUCGUGAGUUAGUCACUAUUUCUUAGAGCCAAGCUGCGUAAACUGCAUAUCAGGCAUUUAUGUAAUGCAUCCAAUUUGUGCAUAACUGGCUGUUAUGUUAAAUUAAGUUGACUAACUACAGCAAAUCAAGUACCUGCACGCCGUUGUUCUUGUCUCCCCUCAGACGCGCUGCAAUGGCGAUCCUGUGAUCGUUCCGAUAUUACAAAACCGAUAUCCGAUUAUGGGAGAGACAUGGAUUUGCAUGAAGACAAUCAUGAAUCAGAGCACAGCCGAUUGUCUCACCACAGUGAUGGGAAGAUCUCAGAUUCUCCUUUUCAAUCUGAGAAACAGGAGAAACACAAAAAAAACAUCAAGAGCUUGGCUGGUGAUCAUGUGCGAACCAGAAAGCGAGAGCCGGCCGGAGAUCAAGACCCUGAUCGGUGUUCGGAUGGAGAGCGUAGCAGUGCCUCUUUCUACUCUGAUGAUUAUGAAAAUGUCUCUCACUCGGAUCGGUCUCUCAGGUCAACCUCUCUGUCUCCACAAAGAAGAGGGAGGUCUAGGAGGGUGUCCAGCAGCCCUUUGCAUCGAGCAGGUGUACAUAAAGGUGUGUCACACCGUCUCCCACCCCGCUCCCAUCAUCCUCAGCAGUGGUCAGGAGGCCUCCGAUCCCAAACUUUGAGUAAAGAUUCUCCAUCUAAAGAAGUGGACCCAGUCACCAAACACAUGCUGUCUGCACGUCUGCUAAAGAUCAACGAGUUGAAGAACGCAUUGUCUGAGCUGAGGCUGCAUGCAGACGAGCUGCAGCGUGAGAACCGUUUACUGCGACAAAUGCAGCUGCGGCAAGAGAAAGCUCUGCAUCGCUACAAUGACACAGAGAGUGAGAUCUCGCAGCUGUUGUCUCGUCACAACAAUGAGACUCAUGUACUGCAUGCGAGGCUGAGACGCAGUCAAGAGAACCAGCGCACAGCAGAGCGCAGCCUCAGGGAAACAGAUGCCCAGCUCCAGCACUGUCGAAGUCAUCUACAGAAACUGCAGCAGCUCGCAGAUGAACAGAAUCUUGGAGAGAGGGAGGAACUCUCACGAAAACUAACAUACACUCAAGGCAAACUGCAAGAAAGUGAACGCAGAGUGAAGGAAUUGGAGAAGAACAUGGAGCUGAGCAGUGGGAGCUUUCAGAGGCAGCUAGCUAAUGAGAGGAGGAGAACUCACAAUGCACAACAGGAAGUUAAAGCACUACAGGAGGAAGUGGAGAGACUUUGCACUAAACUAAAGGAGAAAGAAAAAGAGCUGGAUGCUCGGAAUAUCUACGCGAACAGGAUGCUAAAAGCUUCUUCCAGAAAAGAAGCAGAGAAUGGCAGCAAACAAAAAGGCUCCAGUACAACCAGCACUAAGGCAGUACAGACAGAGGACAGGACGUCCUCACUGGACUUCCCAUCACCACCUCCAACUCUUACCAGCGAACUCCCACUUGACGACCAGACUCAUAAUUACUUCUCGCUGAAGCAGGAACAGCAAGGCAGGGAACAGAGAUCUAGAGAAGCAAAACAAUGGAAGAAACGAGAGUUUUGGAGGGAAAGGGAGAAAGAAAGAGACAUGGAAUCUGGGAUGGAACAGACAAGGGAGAAAGAGAGAGAAAAAGAGAUGCUGCAUGACAGAGAAAGAGGCAUUGAGCUGCUGAAAGACAAGGAGAGGCAAAGACUUAAUCAACAGCACAGCUCAAAUGAGAAGAACUCAAAGGGAUACAAAGGCCUGGACAGAGAGGAAGAAGAUUGGAGGAUUGGCCGGUCUAUAUCUCAAAGGGAGGAAGAGAGCAGGAGGCAGUGCGAACAGGAAGAAGAACAACCUAAAGCAAGAAAUGUAGACAUCCAGGCUCGUAAUCAAGAGAGUGCUGAAGAGGAACAUCAGCGCAAAGAGCGGCUACUGGCUAAGAUGCGUGAGAUCGACAUGCAGACUCAAGGUCAGGACUCAGACUUCUUUUCUGACGACACAGGAAGUAUCCGCUCUCCUCCGCGGUUGUCUGAGCAACGGAACCACAACGGUAUUUUCAAAUUUACAGAGCCAGAAGAAAACACAAACACAUUUGCGAGUGGGAGAAAAGCGGGUGUUCUCCAAGCACAUGGACCAAGUGAGGGUCUUGACCUUGCUUUUGGUAGCUACACCCCUUCUUUUGGUAAAUCUGCCCCACUUGCUGGUUUAGGUGCACGCAAUGCAAAUCAGUCACCCCGAGAACUGGAUGAAGAGAUUAAUCUGGGUGGCCUGGUUAAGGAAAGGAAGUCAAAGCUCAUGCAGCAGCUUUUUGGGGCAUCUGCCACACCACCUCCUUUAGAUAGUAGGAUGCAGAUCCUAAGCACCCCUCUAACAAGCCAAUUCACAUCAGGUUCAGUUGGUGGACACAGGAGGGACACCGACACACCAGAUGGACUAAAUAUCAGUUCUCUGCCCAACAAUAGGAGCACUCUGCAUGUGUCUGAGAGCCGACCCAUGGUCAGGGCCAUUACAUCAUUUGAUGAUGACAUAGAAGAAGUCACACUCUGAAUGGGGUGCUUUUAUAGCCAGUAUGAAAGGAGAACGUUUUUUUAAAACACAGAAAGAAUACAAAAACCUCUGAUAUUUUGUUUUGAGCUCCGUUAUUAUGAAGUAAGCACUGAUUAAACAAUGCUUAGUUUGCUAAUAUACCUCUUUUUUUUUUUUACUUUUCCGGCAAAAUCUUGAAGAAAGACUUUUUCGGUGAUUCUAUUUUCAUAGUUGGGUUUACAAAGGGUCCAAAAUUAACACUCACUGCACUCUUAAGGCCAUAAAAGCACUGAAGGGAUUGGAAAGUUCUGUGGAUGAUCUACUGAUGUGCGCAAAUUAAAGAACACGGACGUAUCCAGAUCCAUAAUGACCAACGUGAUCUACCAAGAGCUGCGCCAAUUUGCAACUAUCAAAGCCAUGUCAAACGCAAAAUGGGUUAAGACAUAUUUUUUUUGGUGGGCCAAUAAUGGCAAAUAAUGGUAAACUGACUACCACAAACCUUAAUAAAUCACAUUGUAUGAUACAUUUAAAUACUCCCCUCCUAUAAAUUUUGCAUCUGAAAGGGAAACUCCUACAAAUGCAUAUAGUUUAUUUUUUUACCAAAAAGCAAGCUGUUAACAAAUCUGGCCCUGAAUGUCAUAAAAGCUCACCUGUUGGCCAGUAACUUUUAAGGAACCACAGUGCAUUAGAUGGUUUAAGUCAAAAUGUAAGAUUGAUAAUCUAAUCCUUGCUGAUGUAAUCAAUAAGAGUGACUCAUAUCAAGAGCAUAAGACCCGUCAAACAGGGGAAACAUCUAUUGUGAUUUUCACAUUCUCAAAACAACUUCUACCUCAGUGGAAAAUUCUGAAGUUUACCAAGGGGUUUAGGUACUUGUUUUGUUUUUUUCACAGCUUGUGGAGCAUUUCUCAUUUAAUGCUACCAUUUAAUGCUCUGCACUUUCAGUACUGAUAUGAGUGUGAUUUUGAUAUGAGUGAGAGCUUUGCCCUCUCAGAGAGCUUGGCUGACUUAGGUCUGAGCGAGUCCUCCCACACAGCACUUUUAAUCUCUCCCCCCUUCUUUCAUUGUAGAUACAUUUCAAUGGCAAUUAUUUGACAAAGGAGAGAGUCUGGUUCAUAUUUUUGUAGUUUAUACACUAAAAACGAGCAAAGUACUCAAAUUAGAUCUAUACAGGACACCCCAAAAAUAUGGACAGUUACAAAUGUGUAUUUUCUUUGCAUUAGAUAGCAAAACAACUAGCCAAGUGACAUUUUCUUAACAAACUGGUCCCAAUUUGAGAUUUGUUUUUUAAAGCUUUUAAAGCUUAUUUUUCUAAAAUGUUUGCUUGAAAAGUGAACUUGAGCAGAUGAAUGUCUCUUGGUUUGUUAUUUUAAUAUUUAAUAAAGUGAUUCUGUGUGUGGUACAAGUGUACAAAUAUUUUGGGGGCCACUGUAUAUGUUUUUGUUUGUGCACAAUAUGAACCUUUUUACAAUAACCAUUUAGUGACCAGAGAACUCUUAAAUAAUUCGACUUCCCUUUUAAUUUCCAGCUAAUACAGUGUCUUCGUUUGCCUGCUUACAUAUGAGUUUUCUUUUUUAUAAAUACAGGGUUAAUUUAGAAUUUGUCAAGUGGUUGUGUUAUUUUUUAUUUAUUUAUUUUUUGUGUGUGUAACUAAAAGAUAUGUUUACUCCAUAUAAACUGUAGUAAUUUGUUAUUUAUUAAAGCAUUUCAGGGUUUAUUUCAAUCUCAAAUACUGAGAAAUCUGUUAUGAAAUAUGCUUAUUGUGACUUUUUAAUGAGGGAUGUCACAAUUUAUUAUUUGACUUGAAUCAAAGACAGAUUUACAUAUGAAGUAUAAACAUGAAACAAAUACUUAACAAUGUUUUAUAUAUUAAAAAAAAAACUCCCAGAAUUUUCAAACCCAUGGCCAAUAUUACUCAACCUUUUUAAAAGAACAUCUGGCACUAGUCUAGUAUUCACUGUGCAUUUAAAAUGUUGGUUUAUUGUUCUGUCCAAGUUUAUUGUUAUGUACAAAUUCUCACUGGAUAUUGACCGAGAUCUGUGAAUUAACAUCUGCUUUUAAUUCUUGUCCAUCCAUCAGUUUUCCAAAGCACUGCAACAUGUUACUGAAGCACUAAAAUGGUUCAUUGUGAAAGCAAUUUAUAUUAUUUAAUGGUAUUACAAUGGCUUGAGGUUGAUUCUUUUUGUGUUUUUUGUUUAUCUGACUGUAUUGUAUGUUAGAAUUUGAAAUAGUGAUCCUUAAUGAUUAUUCAAAUACAAUUUUUUUUUAUCCGUGUUCGUUACAUCUUUCCACAUCUUUUGAAAGAGAGAUGUCAUCAACGUCAUACACACUGGAAUAUGCAUAACCAUUAGUCAGCAAUUGAAAUUGUAUAUGGAGUGAUCUCCAGAAUCAGAUCCAUAGAUGUCUGUGACCUAGAAAUGUAGGUUUGCUACAUGAACAUCCUAUGUCAUUUACAGCAAAUCUCUGAUUGUCUUCUGUGGAGAAGCAGCAAGCUUCCAGAGGUACAUGUGUGUUGUGAAGCAUGGUAGAAUGUUAUCCAUUGUCAAGUUAUUAUAGAAUGCCAUCCAUUGUAAGGUCGUGGCAGAGAUGUGGCCAUUGUGAGGUCAUUGUGGAGGGAUGCUAUUGUGUGUGGGCAAAUGGUUCUAUGCGUUUAACCUUGAAAUCACAUGACUGUCAUGUGUGAAUCAUAUCAAUGAUAAGUCAGUUAUAGGUCUAUAGUGUGAAUCUCAUGAAACAUGUCAAGAAAAUUGUCACAUUUCUGUAUGACACAUUUCACCCACAAUGAUGUUUUGCCAUAUAUGCCCAAACCAGGGCCCGUGGGCCAAAGUUGGCCAUGAUAAACUGUGAAAUAUCCUGCUAUGUCAUUACAUACAAGGAAAACUAUUGGGAGAAAACAUGCCAUUGUAGCAUAUAUUCAGUAAUAGAUUAUAUUUUUGUUUUAACAUUUUUUUUAUCUAUUUUUGCAUUGAAAUGUUAAAAGCUGUAAGUUAAUGUUAUGCUUUUAUUUGAUAUGUUGUAAAGUUACUAAGCACAUUAAU
Carassius auratus (goldfish) is the source of this 6071-nucleotide messenger RNA. RefSeq names its product lebercilin-like. Bases 775 to 3057 code for a protein of 760 amino acids. Gene Ontology annotation, biological process: intraciliary transport. Gene Ontology annotation, cellular component: axoneme. The transcript has 8 exons. The record is from RefSeq and is a predicted model, not a curated record. Lineage: Eukaryota; Metazoa; Chordata; Actinopteri; Cypriniformes; Cyprinidae.